UUGAAAAAUCAAUUUGUUUUCGGAAACUGGUUUGCUCGGCAAGUCUUCUUUUACCAAGCAUAGCCUUUGUCUUGAUACUUUCUCCUUCCCCAUAGUGUGCGACCAAACACCGUUCUGAAUUCUUGUCCGUGAAAAAUUCGCGAUGGAAUUCUCAUCGGCGACUCAGCGUCGACUCGAAACCAUUCGGUCUCAGCUCGCUCCUUCUCCUGUCGACGAUCAAAGCCCUCUCUCCUUCAACACCACCGCUUCUCCGUUCAACCAUGUCUCAUUCCUUACAUGCCGUUUGGUAGGCGAAAAUUACAGUGUGGUGCUCCCUGAGAAGCUAGAUACUGGAAAGUGGAAUGUCUGCAGAUCUGUGCGAUCGCCGAUGAAACUUGUUAGCAGAUUCCCAAAUCAUCCUGAAAUCGGGACAUUACAUGAUAACUUUUUGCAUGCUGUUACCUUAUAUCCUGAUAACAAGUACCUGGGUACACGAGUUCGGGAGGAUGGAACGGUUGGAGAGUACAAGUGGAUGACAUAUGGAGAAACAGCUUCUGCUCGACAAGCCAUAGGUUCAGGCCUCCGACAUCUUGGAAUACAUCAAGGGGCUCGUGUCGGGCUCUAUUUCAUAAACAGACCAGAAUGGAUGGUUGUGGAUCAUGCUUGUGCGGCAUAUUCAUAUAUCUCUGUUCCUUUGUAUGAUACUCUUGGUCCAGAUGCCGUGAAGUAUGUCGUGAACCAUGCUGAUGUGCAGGCUAUUUUUUGUGUACCACAGACCUUGAAUAUGUUACUGAGCUUCCUGUCCGAGAUCCCGUCCGUCCGUCUUAUUGUGGUGGUGGGAGGGGCUGAUGAACAUUUGCCAUCACUUCCUCCGGGAUCUGGAGUUACAAUUGUAUCGUACCAAAAGCUACUGAGUCAGGGGCGCAGUAGCUUGCAACCAUUCUGCCCUCCAAAGCCUGAAGAUAUUGCAACUAUAUGCUACACAAGUGGAACCACUGGAACACCAAAGGGUGUUGUGCUGACUCAUGCAAACUUGAUUGCAAACCUUGCUGGUUUCAGCCUCGUGGUGGAAUUUUUUCCUUCAGAUGUAUACCUAUCAUAUCUUCCUUUGGCACACAUCUAUGAGCGCGCAAACCAGGUUUUGUCGGUUUAUUAUGGAGUUGCUAUUGGUUUCUAUCAAGGGGAUAAUCUGAAGCUGAUGGAUGAUUUGGCUGCUUUAAGACCAACGGUUUUCUGUAGUGUUCCAAGAUUAUAUAACCGAAUAUAUGACGGGAUUAUCAAUGCCGUAAAAACAUCUGGUGUUCUGAAGGAACGGCUAUUCCGAGCCGCCUUUAAUUCAAAAAAGCAAGCGAUCAUGAAUGGCCGGAAUCCAUCCCCUAUCUGGGACAGACUAAUUUUCAACAAAAUAAAAGAAAAACUUGGAGGUCGGGUUCGUGUAAUGGCAUCAGGUGCUUCCCCGUUGUCACCGGAUGUGAUGGAUUUCCUGAGAGUAUGCUUUGGAUGUAUGGUGCGUGAAGGCUAUGGAAUGACCGAGACUUCUUGUGUCAUAAGCUUCAUGGACGAAGGUGACAAUGAAUCGGGCCAUGUCGGGUCUCCUAAUCCAGCAUGUGAGGUAAAACUUGUGGAUGUUCCUGAAAUGAAUUACACAUCAGAUGAUCAACCAUACCCCCGUGGCGAAAUCUGUGUGAGAGGACCAAUCAUCUUCAAAGGCUACUACAAGGACGAAGAACAAACUAAAGAAGUUAUCGAUGGGGAUGGCUGGCUGCACACAGGAGAUAUCGGAUUGUGGCUACCCGGUGGUCGGCUCAAGAUCAUUGACAGGAAGAAGAACAUAUUUAAGUUGGCACAGGGCGAGUACAUUGCACCAGAGAAAAUCGAAAACGUGUACACCAAAUGCAAAUUUGUCUCGCAAUGUUUCAUACAUGGUGAUAGCUUUAAUUCCUCUCUAGUAGCCAUAGUUGCAGUCGACCCCGAUGUUCUGAGAGAUUGGGCUGCCUCAGAAGGCAUCAAGUACGAGCAUUUAGCUCAGCUUUGCAAUGAUCCUAGAGUGAGAAAGGCCGUUCACGCCGAAAUGGAUGAUGUUGGAGGAGAAGCUCAGUUGAGAGGUUUUGAAUUUGCAAAGGCUGUGACUUUGGUGGCGGAACCAUUCACCCUAGAGAAUGGCCUUCUCACUCCGACGUUCAAGAUAAAGAGACCUCAAGCGAAGGCUUACUUUGCUGAAGCAAUAACGAAGAUGUAUGCCGAAAUCGCCGCCUCAGAAUCAUUACCUUCCAAGAUAUGAUAUAUAUGGAUUUUGCUGAUGGGAGAAAAUAAAUUGGGAUAUUCUCAGACAAAAGUAAAUAAUAUCACAUCUUUGUUGUAAUUUACAACACUAAAAGAUGAAAUACAAGACGCAGAUUCUGGUUC
This is a messenger RNA of Tarenaya hassleriana, 2385 nucleotides long. RefSeq names its product long chain acyl-CoA synthetase 7, peroxisomal. Gene Ontology annotation, cellular component: endoplasmic reticulum; membrane. Gene Ontology annotation, molecular function: long-chain fatty acid-CoA ligase activity. The transcript has 23 exons. Gene Ontology annotation, biological process: fatty acid metabolic process. The coding region runs from base 143 to 2260 and encodes 705 amino acids. NCBI's taxonomy places the organism in Eukaryota, Viridiplantae, Streptophyta, Magnoliopsida, Brassicales, Cleomaceae. The record is from RefSeq and is a predicted model, not a curated record.